Meloidogyne enterolobii is the source of this 2137-nucleotide messenger RNA. The record is from the annotation of a GenBank genome assembly. NCBI's taxonomy places the organism in Eukaryota, Metazoa, Nematoda, Chromadorea, Rhabditida, Meloidogynidae.
CCAAGAAACAAGCCAAGGCUUCUCAAAAAUCUCUAUUUUGUAAAUCUAGAAAAUCUUUCUGUUGUGAUGAUAUUCAAAAGAAAAAGUAAAUUCAUUCAAAUUCUUGCAGCCACAAUGUUCUCAUCAACAGCAGCAUUAUUUAGGUAUUGGCUCUAUGCUACCUCCACCUCGGUCUCAACAAAACGAAUUGAUGAUUUCUAAUCACUAUCAACCUAAUCAACAUCCACCUCAUCAUCAUUCAUUGCCUUCUACUCCGUUUUCGUCAACAGGAUUGGAUUUUUGUGGCAGCAAUGUUGGUGGAUCUGGCGGAGUUCUUUCUGCUGAAAUGAUGUUGUCAUCUUCUGCGGCUGCUACACCGUCUCCAGCAGGCACAAUAGCUUCUUCGCCGGCCGCUUCAGUAAUGCCUCCAGCUUCUGGUGGUUGUAUUGGAGGACCAUCAUCACAUCAAAAACCAAUUCUUGAUAAUGGUGGUGGACCUAUGAGUGUUGGUUGCAAUAGCAGCUAUUCUUAUCCACCUCCUUCGCCUCAUUGGGUGUCACAACAACAGUCAUAUUCAUCUGCCAUGUCUGCACAGGCUAGCCCACAACCGCCACAAAGUAUUCUACAAAGAAAAAUAGAAGACAGCGGUGGUGGCGUUGGAAGCAGCUAUGUUGCCUCAUCGAUGCCAGCUGCUUCACCUUACAGUCAACAACAGCAAAUGCGUCAAAAUCAUCUUCAACAAUACUCACCAAUGAGUGUUCCAAUACACUCUGGUGAAGCUUCUGCUGUUCCAUCUCCACAAAUGUCGCAUCGUUUUCAUCAAAAUACUCCACAACAACACCUUCAAUCUUCACCGCCGCAAAUUUUGGGUGGAGGCCCUCACCUACAACAUCAAACACAAAGUGCAGGUCUUCAGCCACAACCUCUUGUAGGAGGCCAAAAUCUUAACCAGCAAGCAUUAUUUGCUACCCAACAAACGUCAUUGCCAGGACAGCAACAACUUCAACCUAUUUACCAUAAAAAGCUACAAGGCAGAAUUCAAUAUCAUAAUCAAACUCACCAACAACCACAACAACUACCUCUACAUUACCUCCAAACUCCACCCCACCAACAAUUACUCUCCCAACAACAACAUUAUCAUCAUACAUCACCUAUAGAACGGCCUACGGCCCCUCUUCCUACUCAACAAAAUAUGCACCCACCUCCUUCACCGAUGUUCCCUUCCAUGAAACAACAACAGCAUAAUGCGAACAUCGGUAAUCAUCAUGUUUCAAAUAUCCCUCAGAAUCAAAGCAUUUAUUUGUCUCAACAGCAACAACCUCCACAGACUUAUUUAAAGCAGCAACAACAAAUUAUUCAGAAUCAAGCGUUUCAACAGCAGCCUCUUGUUCUAUCACCUCCUCCUCCACCUUAUAUGGCUAAUGCAUAUCCAUCGCAACAACCGCCUCCGCAACCAAUGAGAAUGUUUCCAGCAGCUGCUUCUACACCAUUUGUUUGUCCUCUAACUCCAACAGGUCAAAUGAAUAUUGCUGGAUGUUCUCCAUCAUCGCAGAUGUUGCCACCUAUGCCACAACCAGCUCGGGCACAACUCAGUCGUGCACAUUUAUUAACGCGACAUUCGCGAGAGUUGAAAUGCCACAAAUAUGCUAUUAAGCUCUACCAUCUUCAAAGGACAACAAAAGCACUUGUUUAUAAAAAUGGUGCUUUGGCUGACGAACUCACUCGGUUACAACAGCAAAUUCAGACAGUCACUGAGGAACGAAGGGUCCUAGCCAAACGUCUACAGCACCAUGAACGGAAUCGUAUUCGUAGGCUACAAACACAUUUUAAAAAAGCAGCUGCAGCAGCCUCGGCGGCUGCUGAGGCGGCAGAAAAGAAAAAUGAAGAGGAGACAGGUGGAACAACAACAUCAACAACAAAUUGUAAAAAAUUAGUAAUUUGUACUUUAUUAAAUAGUAGUAAACAAAAAAAGCACUCUGCACAAUUAAAUUGUAAAGAAUCGCACACAGACAAAGUCAGCUUAUGAUGAUCCUCAGACUUCUCUUUUUUUUCUCUCUCUCUCUAUUUUCAUCCCCCUUAUCCAGGUUCUCAUCAAUUUUGAUGAUUUUAUAAAUAUUUUGUUUUUUUUUGUAUUUUCCGUAUGUUUGUAAUUUUUCUU